Molecule: messenger RNA, 2996 nt
Organism: Stegostoma tigrinum
Lineage: Eukaryota; Metazoa; Chordata; Chondrichthyes; Orectolobiformes; Stegostomatidae
Product: ETS translocation variant 3-like
Exons: 4
Coding region: 372-1607 (411 amino acids)
Biological process (GO): cell differentiation; regulation of transcription by RNA polymerase II
Cellular component (GO): nucleus
Molecular function (GO): DNA-binding transcription factor activity, RNA polymerase II-specific; sequence-specific DNA binding
Source: RefSeq, a predicted model, not a curated record
AUCCGCUUUCACCCAGGCAGUGACUGGAUCCUGGAGUAGUAGUAGGAGGAGGAGGAGGAGGGGGUUCGGGGGCAAGAUGGUCCCCCUGGAGAAAAGUGGGGUCUCCAGUUAAAGGGGCAAGUCCUCCCACCCCCUUGUUAAAGGCACCAACUGAUUACUUUUUUUUGGCCAGCUUAAAAAAACGGUUUGCCUCUGGAUUUAAUUUCUUUGAUUUUUCUUUUUCCUCUUUCAUCUCUGGGGACUUGUGCCCAGACACACACACGUACACACCGCCGCCACCACCCCUUCUUCUACCCAACCUCGCCCUCAACCACAACACACCCCACCCCCCCCAACUCCACGCCACCCCUCGCCCUCCACCGUCAACAGCCAUGAAAACUGCUGGGGUGAAAGGAGAAGAGGAGGAGGAGGAGGAGGACGAGAACGGUAACGGAGUGGGCUUGGCUUACCCGGACUGGGCCUACAAGCCUGACUCCAGCCCGGGGAGUCGCCAGGUGCAGCUCUGGCACUUCAUCCUGGACCUGCUGAGGAAAGAGGAAUAUCGAGAAGUCAUUGCCUGGCAAGGAGAUUAUGGAGAGUUUGUCAUCAAGGACCCAGAUGAGGUCGCUCGGCUCUGGGGAAGGAGGAAAUGUAAACCUCAGAUGAACUAUGACAAGCUCAGUCGGGCCCUUAGGUAUUACUACAACAAGAGAAUUCUCCACAAAACCAAAGGGAAACGAUUUACUUAUAAGUUUAACUUCAAUAAAAUGCUGAUGGUGAACUAUCCCUUCAUCGAUGUACGAGGAUCUGGUGCCGUUCCUCAGAGUGCUCCCCCGAUUCCCACCGGCUCCUCCCUGUUCCACUUCCCAGGCCCAGAGCCUGGGUCCCCGGGUUGUUGCAGUGGGAAUGUCACUCCCCGAGGCCGUGGGCCCCCAAUCUCUGUGGUUGCGGAUCAGGAGGGAUCAGACAGCAGGGCUCGCUUCCCGUCAGGCAGCCUCCCCAUCCGCCUGUACCCGGAUCCAGGCAGCCCCUUCUCACCAGGUCCCCUUCCAGCUCUGGCCCCAGGCUUCAGCCUGAGCCCUGGUCCAGGCCCAUGCCCCGGGGGCCGCUUUAGCUUCAACCCCGAGGAGAUGAGCCUGUGGCUUCAGGCCCACGCCCGCUCUGUUUACCACUACCACCUGAGCCCCCGCUCCUUCCCCUUUCCCCGCUACCCAGCUCCUGCCCCCGCCACCGAUGAUGAACCCCCUGCCCCCAGCAUCAGGCUACAGGCCCCGCCGCCAGGCCGCAAGCCCCGGGCCGAGCCCCAGGGGCCGCAUUUCGCCAGGCCGGCACCGCCUCCGACAGCAGAACAGCCAACUGGCUCCAGCCCCGGGAUAGGGGCCGGGGUCUGUCCUCGGGGAGGCCGGGGGUCUGAGCACAGUAGCUCCAUGCCCCUCAAACUGCGCUUCAAGAGGCGCUGGGUGAGCGAGAAUGGUGUGGAGACGGCCCCAGGCCUGGGACCAGCCCCCUCCUCCUCCUCCUCCUCCUUCUGCCCUCCUGCCUCUGAGGGAGCUGUUCCCACAGGCUCUGAGGAGGAAGAUGGGCAGUGCAGGCUGAAGCCAGGCCGCUCCGGGGGCCUCACAGACUGAGAGUGGGGGAGAGAGAGAGAGAGAGAGAGAGAGACCGGCGAAACAGUAAGGGCGACUCCUCAAGAUCAUCAAUGUCCCCCUGAGCAGGUCUUCUACAGACAACAUCUCACCUUCUGUCCUCAUGACCCUUCCUCCUUUUCCCCCCCCACCCCCGCCCCUCAUCGCACCUCCCCUCCCCUUGCUCGCUCUCCCCCGCCCCGCCCCACACCUCCCCUCCCCUUGCUCGCUCUCCCCAGCCCCGCAACUCCCCUCCCCUUGCUCGCUCGCCCCUUUACUCACGCCCUUCCUGCUUUACUCACCCCCGUGACUCCCCUCUCUUUCCCCCACACUAUUUACUUUCCUCCUUCCUUUAUUCUUCCUCCUUCCUUUACUCACUGACGUAACUCCUCAUGCCCCCACUUUCUCCACUCCUCCUUAACUCUUUCACUUCCCACCCUCGCCCUACUCGCUCCCUCUCCUCACUCUUCAUAAACACACCCCUCACUCCUCUCAUGCCCCUUACAUCUUCCUCUCCUCCCUUUCUUUCCUUAUUCCUCAUCCCCCUCAUUCCCUUUGCACCAUCUUCUCACUCCGUCCCCACUAACCUCACCCCUUCCACAGACCCUUCCUUCCUCCCUUGUAUUCCCUUCUCUGUCUACUCCCCUCGCUCUGCCCCCUCAACACCUCACCUUGCUAGUGUGUGGAAAUGGAGGCGUUGGUGGAUGAGAGGGUUAAUCCCCCUCUGAUCGGGGAACAGACUGCCCAGUGUGUGUAAAUGGAGAGGGUGUGUGUGAGGGGGUUAAUCCCCCUCCGAUAGGGGAACAGACUGCCCGGUGUGUGUAAAUGGGGAGGGUGUGUGUGAGGGGGUUAAUCCCCCUCCGAUAGGGGAACAGACUGCCCGGUGUGUGUAAAUGGAGAGGGGGUGUGUGAGGGGGUUAAUCCCCCUCCGUUAAGGGCACAGACUGCCUGGUGUGUGUAAAUGUGGAGGGGGUUACUCCCCCUUGAUAAGGGCACAGACUGCCUGGUGUGUGUAAAUGGGGAGGGGCUGUGUGAGAGGGUUACUCCCCCUCCGAUAGGGGAACAGACUGCCCGGUGUGUGUAAAUGGGGAGGGGGUGUGUGAGGGGGUUAAUCCCCCUCCGAUAGGGGAACAGACUGCCCGGUGUGUGUAAAUGGGGAGGGGGUGUGUGAGGGGGUUAAUCCCCCUCGGAUAGGGGAACAGACUGCCCGGUGUGUGUAAAUGUUUGAUAUGAAGUGUGUGAUGUGUUUAACUGAUGUUUCAUACCAUUUGGUGCCUGCAAAUGUAUUUCUCUGAACUGUAAUUAAAUAAGAUAUAUACUUUGAUUGUGCAAGAUGUUCACUAUAUAUUUUUCCGAAAGUAUCUUCAGAAUAAAUUUACCUCAAUAUUAAAG